This is a messenger RNA of Chionomys nivalis (European snow vole), 15946 nucleotides long. It is a transcript of the gene Bltp1, whose product is annotated as bridge-like lipid transfer protein family member 1. Gene Ontology annotation, biological process: synaptic vesicle endocytosis. The transcript is spliced from 87 exons. Lineage: Eukaryota; Metazoa; Chordata; Mammalia; Rodentia; Cricetidae. The record is from RefSeq and is a predicted model, not a curated record. The coding region runs from base 253 to 15468 and encodes 5071 amino acids.
GCAGUGCCGCUGGCCUCUGCUGCUGCCCCGGCUCUGCUCCUCCGCCCCAUGGGCGUCCGAGGCUGUCGGCGGCGGAGCUGGAGCUGCUCAGGCUGAGGGUGCAGGCAUCGACGGAGGUCCCGGCUCGGGCCUGCCGCGCUGUCAGACUUAAGAUGAAACGCUACAGAAGGGCCUUCAGAAGUGGAAAGAUAAACAACAUUGAAGAUUAAAAACAUAUGUUGUGCCUUUAGAUGUUCUGAAAAGAGAUCAGUAAUGGAUCAAAGGAAGAAUGACAGCAUUGUCCCCAGUAUCACUCAAUUAGAAGAUUUUCUUACAGAACACAAUUCCAAUGUUGUUUGGCUUCUUGUUGCUACCAUUUUGUCUUGUGGAUGGAUUAUUUAUCUCACCUACUAUAAUUCUCGGAAUGUUGGUCUUAUUUUAACACUGGUCCUUAAUAGAUUGUAUAAACAUGGCUAUAUCCAUAUUGGUUCCUUCUCUUUCUCUGUUCUCUCUGGCAAAGUCAUGGUUCGUGAAAUAUAUUACAUUACAGAAGAUAUGUCUAUUAGGAUUCAAGAUGGAUUUAUCAUUUUUCGGUGGUGGAAAAUGUAUAACCCAAAGCAGAAACAACAUGAUCCAAAGGCAGAAACCAGAUUAUAUAUCACAGUUAAUGACUUUGAAUUUCAUGUCUACAAUCGUUCGGAUCUUUAUGGACGUCUUCAAGAGUUGUUUGGUUUGGAACCAACUAUAAUUCCACCCAAGAAGGAUGAUGAUAAGACACGGGAAAAUGGAAGAACAAGAACUCAAUCCAAAAUCAAAAGAGUUAAAGUAAAAGCAGAGUCUCAAGACCCCACAUCUUCGUGGAGAUCACUUAUCCCAGUUAUUAAGGUCAAUGUGAGCACAGGACGUUUGGCCUUUGGGAACCAUUACCAACCUCAGACUCUGUGCAUCAACUUUGAUGAUGCUUUCUUAACUUAUACUACAAAACCACCUUCAAGUCAUCUUGACCAGUUCAUGCACAUUGUGAAAGGAAAGCUUGAAAAUGUUCGAGUAAUGCUUGUUCCUAGUCCAAGAUAUGUUGGUCUACAAAACGAUGAACCACCAAGACUAAUGGGAGAGGGUUUUGUGGUGAUGCAGUCAAAUGAUGUUGACAUCUACUAUUACAUGGAUGAGCCAGGACUUGUUCCAGAAGAAACAGAAGAGAGUCUAGAAGGAGAAAUAAGCAGUGAAGAUUGCAAAUUACAAGACUUACCUCCAUGCUGGGGACUAGAUAUUGUCUGUGGUAAAGGAACAGAUUUUAAUUAUGGACCCUGGGCUGACAGACAGAGAGAUUGUUUAUGGAAGUUUUUCUUUCCACCUGACUAUCAAGUUCUGAAAGUUUCUGAGAUCGCACAGCCUGGGAGACCAAGACAGAUCCUUGCAUUUGAACUACGAAUGAAUAUUAUUGCAGAUGCUACCAUUGACUUGCUGUUUACUAAAAACAGGGAAACAAAUGCUGUACAUGUAAAUGUAGGGGCCGGCUCAUAUUUAGAAAUUAAUAUUCCAAUGACAGUUGAAGAAAAUGGUUACACCCCUGCAAUUAAAGGACAACUAUUACAUGUUGAUGCUACUACCAGCAUGCAGUAUCGAACCCUGUUAGAAGCAGAAAUGUUAGCAUUUCACAUCAAUGCCAGCUACCCCAGAAUUUGGAACAUGCCACAGACCUGGCAGUGUGAAUUAGAGGUUUAUAAAGCCACCUACCACUUCAUCUUUGCACAGAAGAAUUUCUUUACAGAUCUGAUUCAAGAUUGGUCUAGUGAUAAUGCUCCAGAUAUUUUUUCAUUUGUUCCAUAUACAUGGAAUUUUAAAAUCAUGUUUCAUCAAUUUGAAAUGAUUUGGGCUGCCAAUCAACAUAACUGGAUUGACUGUUCCACUAAACAACAGGAAAAUGUUUAUCUGGCAGCCUGUGGGGAAACAUUGAACAUUGAUUUUUCUUUGCCUUUUACGGACUUUGUUCCAGCUACGUGUAAUACCAGAUUCUCCUUAAGAGGAGAAGAUGUUGAUCUUCAUUUAUUUCUACCAGAUUGCCACCCUAGUAAAUAUUCAUUAUUUAUGCUGGUAAAGAAUUGUCACCCAAAUAAAAUGAUUCCUGAAACUGGUAUUCCUGCUGAGUGUCAGAGUGGCCAGAAAACAGUUAAACCAAAAUGGCGCAACGUUACUCAGGAAAAGGCUGGCUGGGUUGAAUGCUGGACUGUCCCUAGUGUCAUGCUUACCAUUGAUUAUACCUGGCAUCCAAUUUAUCCACAAAAAGCGGAUGAACAGCUGAAACAGUCAUUGUCAGAAAUGGAAGAAACAAUGCUAUCUGUAUUAAGGCCAGCCCAGAAAACAUCAGAGAGAGUUGUUUCUUCUCCGUCUACUUCACCACGCCCUCCUGUUGACCCCUCAGAACUUCCACCUGAUAAACUUCAUGUAGAAAUGGAACUCUCCCCAGAUUCUCAGAUAACUCUCUAUGGACCGCUCUUAAAUGCCUUUUUGUGUAUAAAGGAAAACUACUUUGGAGAAGAUGACAUGUACGUGGAUUUUGAAGAGGCUGUCUCAAGCCCUGUCCUGUCUCUGUCAACAUCCUCCAGUUCUGGGUGGACCGGUGUUGGAGUGGACAGUGAUAAAAAAGAAAAUGAAAGUUCAACCAAAUCGAUUCAUCCACUUGCCUUGCGUCCCUGGGAUAUUACAGUGCUUGUUAAUUUGUAUAAAGUUCAUGGGCGUCUUCCUGUGCAUGGAACUACUGAUGGUCCCGAAUGCCCAACAGCAUUCUUGGAAAGACUGUGUUUUGAAAUGAAAAAAGGAUUCAGGGAGACCAUGCUGCAACUUGUCCUGUCACCCUUGAAUGUGUUUGUCAGUGAUAACUAUCAGCAGCGACCACCUGUGGAUGAAGUACUCAGGGAAGGCCACAUCAAUUUGUCAGGUCUCCAGCUGAGAGCACAUGCAAUGUUCUCAGCAGAAGGUCUUCCCUUAGGAAGUGACUCUUUAGAAUACGCAUGGCUGAUUGAUGUGCAGGCUGGAAACCUUACAGCUAAAGUCACAGCACCACAGCUGGCAUGUCUCUUAGAAUGGGGGCAGACGUUUGUUUUUCAUGUGGUAUGUCGGGAGUAUGAACUGGAAAGACCAAAGUCAGUAAUAAUAUGCCAGCAUGGAAUUGAUCGUCGGGUCUGUGAGUCCAAGUUGAGUUGUAUUCCUGGGCCUUGUCCAACAUCAGAUGAUUUAAAAUACACCAUGACUCGUUUAGCAGUAGAUGGAGCUGAUAUUUAUAUUGUGGAACAUGGUUGUGCUACAAAUGUAAAGAUGGGUGCAAUUCGGGUUGCAAAUUGUAACCUCCACAACCAGUCAGUUGGGGAAGGAAUAAGUGCUGCAAUUCAGGACUUUCAAGUGAGACAGUAUAUUGAACAAUUAAAUAACUGCAGAAUUGGACUUCAGCCAGCAGUGCUACGGAGAGCCUACUGGCUGGAAGCUGGGUCAGCCAACUUAGGUCUUAUAACAGUUGAUAUUGCACUAGCUGCUGAUCACCAUUCUAAACAUGAGGCACAAAGACAUUUCUUGGAAACUCACGAUGCCAGAACUAAAAGGUUGUGGUUUUUGUGGCCAGAUGACACCUUAAAGAAUAAGAAGUGCAGAAACAAGUGUGGCUGUCUUGGUGGUUGCAGAUUCUUUGGUGGCACAGUAACUGGCCUAGAUUUCUUCAAACUUGAAGAGCUGACACCUUCCAGUAGCUCUGCAUUUUCAAACAUAACUGCGGAAUCUGAUAUGUAUUAUGGCCAGUCUUUGCUGCAGCCUGGAGAGUGGAUCAUUACUAAAGAAAUCCCUAAAACUGUAGAUGGUAAUGUGAAUGGCACGAAGAGGAAGGAAUGGGAAAACAAAUCAGUGGGAAUAGAAGUCGAGAGGAAAGCUCAGCACCUUAGUCUUCAGGUGCCCUUACGGUCCCACAGUUCAUCCUCUUCCUCAGAGGAGAAUAGCAGCUCCAGUGCUGUGCAGCCCUUACUGGCUGGCGAGAAGGAAAGCCCCUCUUCUGUUGCUGAUGACCACUUGGUUCAGAAAGAUUUCUUACAUGGUACCAAAAGAGAUGAUGGCCAAGCAAGUAUUCCUACAGAAAUUUCAGGAACCAGUCCUGUAUCUCCUAACACCCAAGACAAGUCAGUAGGACAGUCUCCUCUUAGAUCUCCUUUGAAGCGGCAAGCCUCUGUGUGUUCCACCCGACUUGGUAGUACUAAGAGCCUCACUGCUGCUUUUUAUGGAGACAAACAGCCUGUUACAGUUGGAGUCCAGUUUAGUAGUGAUGUCUCUCGAAGUGAUGAGAAUGUGCUAGACUCACCAAAACAGAGGAGAAGUUUUGGUUCAUUCCCAUACACACCAUCAGCUGACUCUAAUUCAUUUCAUCAGUAUCGGUCAAUGGAUUCCAGUAUGUCAAUGGCUGAUAGUGAAGCCUACUUCUCUGCAGCUGAAGAGUUUGAGCCCAUUAGCAGUGAUGAAGGUCCUGGAACUUAUCCUGGUAGAAAAAAGAAGAAAAAGCAAAUGCAACAGAUUGACUACAGUAGGGGUUCUAUAUAUCACAGUGUAGAAGGACCACUUACUGUCCAUGGAGAAAGCAUUACAGAUCCCCGAACUCUUCCAUUCAAAACUCACCCUUCCCAGGCUUCCUUUGUUUCUGCAUUAGGUGGUGAAGAUGAAGUCAUAGAACAUCUGUACAUUGUGGAAGGUGAGAAAACAGGAGAGACUGAGCAGAUCACGUCUCAACAGCCUGUGAUGAGUUGCUAUCAGACUUACCUUACUCAGUUUCAGGUAAUUAACUGGUCUGUUAAACAUCCUACCAACAAAAGAACCUCCAAGUCCUCAUUGCAUCGCCCCCUUGACCUAGAUACUCCAACCAGUGAAGAAAGCUCAUCAUCAUUUGAACAACUUUCUGUUCCGACAUUUAAGGUCAUCAAACAGGGACUCACUGCUAAUUCCUUGCUAGACAGAGGGAUGCAACUUUCAGGAUCAACCUCAAACACACCAUAUACUCCAUUAGACAAGAAAAUUGUUGAUAAUACAGAUGAUGAAACAUUAACAGAAGAGUGGACCCUGGACCAGCCUGUUGCUCAGACCAAGACAACAGCCAUUGUUGAAGUAAAAGGAACUGUUGAUGUUGUUCUGACUCCACUGGUGGCUGAAGCCUUAGACAGAUAUAUUGAAGCUAUGGUUCAUUGUGCUAGUACCCGGCACCCAGCUGCAAUUGUAGAUGAUCUUCACACCAAAGUCCUUAGAGAAGCUGUCCAAAAUAGUAAGACUACCUUCUCAGAAAAUUUGUCCCCUAAGCAAGAUGUUCGAGGAACAAAAACUGAGCAACCUGUGAUAGGAACAACUAACCAGGGACAAAUUCAGACAAAUGUUACAACAAAGCAAGAUAAUGUGACAAUUAAAGGUCUGCAGGCUAAUGUGAGCAUACCAAAGGUUAACUUAUGCUUGCUACAAGCCUCAGUGGAAGAAUCUCCAGCCUCAGUUCCUAGUAGAAGUGUGACUCAUGUUUCUCUGGUGGCUUUGUGUUUUGACAGAAUUGCUACACAAGUUCGUAUGAACAGAGGUGUGGUUGAAGAGACUUCAAAUAAUGUAGACCCUAGUAAAACAUCAAAUUUUGAUAGAUAUGUUCAUGCCAGCAAGAUGCAGCCACAGUCAUCUGGGUCACUUAGAUCAAAUGCUGGAGCAGAGAAAGGGAAAGAAAUUGCUGCCAAGUUGAAUAUCCAUCGAGUCCAUGGGCAACUUAGAGGUCUUGAUACUACAGACAUCGGGACCUGUGCCAUCACUGCCAUUCCCUUUGAGAAGUCCAAAGUUUUAUUUACUCUUGAAGAGUUGGAUGAAUUUACUUUUGUAGAUGAGACAGAUCAGCACGCUAUCCCAGAUGUAACACGGAUAGGUCCCAGUCAAGAAAAAUGGGGCUGGAUAAUGUUUGAAUGUGGACUUGAAAAUUUAACUAUAAAAGGAGGAAGACAAUCAGGGGCAGUUUUAUAUAACAGUUUUGGAAUUAUGGGUAAGACUAAUGUCACAGAAAGGGAUGGAGUGCUGACAUCCAAUAAUUCUUCUGAUUCUCCUACGGGCAGCGGCUACAAUACUGAUGUCUCUGAUGAUAACCUUCCGUGUGACCGAACCAGUCCUUCCUCUGACAUAAAUGGAAACUCAGUCUCAGAUGAACAAGAUGAAGGAGUUGAAUCUGAUGAUUUGAAAAAAGAUCUACCUCUAAUGCCACCACCUCCAGAUUCAUGUAGCAUGAAAUUAACUAUUAAAGAAAUUUGGUUUAGUUUUGCAGCUCCCACCAAUGUGAGAUCUCCUACACAUGCAUUUUCUAGGCAGCUGAACCUUUUAAGCACUGCAACCCCAGCUGUUGGUGCAUGGCUUGUUCCCAUUGAUCAACUCAAGUCAUCUUUAAACAAAUUAGAGACUGAGGGAACCUUGAGGAUUUGUGCUGUUAUGGGAUGCAUAAUGACGGAAGCAUUAGAGAAUAAAAGUGUACAUUUCCCUUUAAGAAGUAAAUACAAUAGACUUACAAAAGUUGCUCGCUUUCUCCAAGAAAAUCCUUCAUGUUUACUAUGCAAUAUUCUACACCACUACCUCCACCAAGCAAAUUACUCCAUCAUUGAUGAUGCCACAAUGAGUGAUGGGCUUCCUGCAUUGGUAACCUUAAAGAAAGGAUUAGUUGCUUUGGCACGGCAGUGGAUGAAGUUCAUUGUGGUGACACCUGCCUUUAAAGUAGUUAACUUACACCGACCAGCUCAGCCACUGAAACCUCCAGCUGCUAUGGACCAGGAGCAUGAAGAUGGACUUGGCCUGGAUAAUGGAGGUGGUCUUCAAAGUGAUACCAGUGCUGAUGGUGCAGAAUUUGAGUUUGAUGCAGCCACAAUCAGUGAACACACAAUGCUUCUAGAAGGAACAGCUAACCGGCCACCACCUGGGAGCUCUGGACCUGUCACUGGAGCAGAAAUAAUGAGGAAACUUUCUAAAACUCAUACCCAUAGUGACUCUGCAUUAAAAAUAAAGGGAAUUCAUCCAUAUCAUUCUCUGAGUUACACCAGUGGAGACACUGCGACGGAUUCUCCAGUGCAUGUUGGACGUGCUGGGAUGCCAGUAAAGGAGAGUCCAAGGAAGGAGAGCCUUCUCAGCUAUCUGACUGGAAGCUUCCCAAGCCUGCACAACCUGCUGGAAGGCACUCCUCAGAGAAGUAGUGCAGCUGUGAAAAGUAGCUCCCUAACAAGAACAGGAAAUACAGUGGCCACCGACAUGUUGUCUGAACAUCCUUUGUUAUCUGAGCCAUCAUCUGUGAGUUUUUAUAAUUGGAUGUCAAAUGCUGUGGGUAAUCGUGGAAGCGUGGUACAAGAAUCUCCCAUUACAAAGUCAGGACAUAACAGUCUUCCAACAGGAGUUGCACCCAAUCUUCCUACGAUACCAUCAGCCUCAGAUUUCAACACCGUCCUGUCUAGUGAUCAGAAUACUCUGGAUGGGACACAUUCUCAGCAUAGUACUAGUCAAGAUGAUGUGGCAGGCGUGGAAGAAGCAAACCAAGGCUUUCCUGCUGUUCAACUUGCUGAUGCACAGGUUGUUUUUAAACCUCUUCUGAGUCAUACUGGGAUCCAGUCACAGGACACAAUGCCCCUCUGUUACCGGAUGUACUUUGGAGAACAUCUUUCAUUUUCAGGAACUUUGGACUGCCUCAGAGCAGAUAUUGUAGAUUCAGACACAGCUAAAGACAGGAAAGGCAAAAGAGCAAGAAGGCAAGGCCAUGUGAAUCUUCCUCCACUUGAGUUCAAACCAGCAUUAAUGUUGGAAACCUUUAGCAUCAGUGCUGUUGUGAUGGAAAAGUCAGUGUGUACUCCUCAGAACCCUACCAGUGCUCUUUCCUUUCAUGAUCUCAAUAAGCGCUAUUACAACACCUUCCACUGCAACUUUACUAUUUCCUGUCAGUCAAUAAGUCAACAUGUGGAUAUGGCUCUGGUUCGUCUUAUCCAUCAGUUCAGUACAAUGAUAGAUGACAUCAAAGCAACUCAGACCGACAUUAAACUUAGUAGAUACACAGCUGGAUCAGCUUCUCCUACACCUACCUUCAAAACCAGAAAACACCGGGAUUUCCGUUCAUCUGACUUCAGCCGUAGUUCUAGAGGAAGUCUCAAUGGUGGGAACAGAGUAAAUAAUGCUAAGAACAAACGGGCCAACAAUGAGAACAACAAAAAAGAAUCCCGAAACAAAAACUCACUAGGAAGGUCUGAAAGAAGAACUUCAAAAGUAUCUAGAAAAGGUUCGAAAGAUGUAGUGGAUCACAUGACCAUCCAUAUGGAUGACUCAGAUUCCAUUACAGUGUCAGAACAAAGUGAGCCUUCGGCUGAGUGCUGGCAGAAUAUGUAUAAAUUGCUUAACUUCUACUCACUUAUCUCAGAUCCAACAGGAAUAUUGGAAAAAUCAUCAGAAACAUUUGGACCAGCAGGUGUUCGGAGUCCUACAGAGCCAACAUGUAGAGUUGUCUUUGAGAAUGAACAAGACAACAACAGUUUGACUAAAACACAGAGAAAACGUAGUCUGGUAACCUCUGAGCCUCAGCAUGUUACUUUAAUCGUGUUUGGGAUUGGCAUGGUAAACCGCACACACCUAGAGGCAGAUAUUGGUGGGCUGACAAUGGAGUCAGAGCUGAAGAGGAUCCAUGGCAGUUUCACUCUUAAGGAAAAAAUGAAAGAUGUUUUACAUCAAAAGAUGACUGAGACAUGUGCUACUGCUCACAUUGGUGGGGUUAAUAUUGUGCUACUUGAAGGGAUCACACCAAAUAUACAAUUGGAGGAUUUUCCUACAUCUCCUACAAGUACAGCCAAACAAGAGUUUCUAACUGUGGUGAAAUGUAGUAUUGCCAAGUCCCAAGCCCUCUACAGUGCCCAAAGAGGGCUGAAGACAAACAAUGCUGCAGUAUUCAAAGUAGGAGCUAUCAGUAUCAACAUCCCUCAGCAUCCUGCCACCUUACACAGCAUGAUGGUUCGAAGUUCUCACCAAUUAUCCAAACAAAUCUCAGACCUUAUUAGACAGCCUUCCACAGCCCCACAGCCUAUGAAAGAAGAUAUUGCAACCCCACUGCCUUCUGAAAAAACUCCAACAAGUGUUAAUCAGACUCCUAUUGAAACAAAUGAAUUUCCUCAACUACCAGAAGGUUUAGAGAAGAAGCCUAUUGUUCUCAAAUUUAGCGCCAUGUUAGAUGGCAUAGCCAUUGGAGCAGCACUCUUACCAUCACUGAAAGCAGAGUACAAGAUGGGGAGAAUGAGAAGCCAUGGAAUGACAGGUGCACAGACAAGGUUUACUUUUGAGUUACCAAAUCAUAGAUUGCGUUUUACUUCAAAAGUUUCUGCAACAGAUAUGUCAACUAUCCCUCCUUCUGCAAGUCUUAAUCUUCCACCUGUUACCAUGUCAGGGAAAUAUAUCAUGGAAGAACAUGAUAGUUACUCAGAUCAAGUGUGGAGCAUAGAUGAGCUGCCUUCUAAACAGGGCUACUAUUUACAAGGGAAUUAUCUACGUUGUGUAGCAGAAGUUGGUUCCUUUGAACACAAUCUCACAACAGAUCUUUUAAACCACUUGGUGUUUGUACAGAAAGUGUUCAUGAAGGAAGUGAAUGAAGUAAUACAGAAGGUGUCUGGUGGAGAGCAGCCUAUUCCUCUUUGGAAUGAACAUGAUGGAACAACAGAUGGAGAUAAACCAAAAAUUCUCCUGUAUUCCCUGAAUUUACAGUUUAAGGGUAUUCAGGUAACAGCCACCACUCCUUCAAUGAGAGCUGUGAGAUUUGAAACUGGACUGAUUGAACUGGAACUUUCAAACCGACUUCAAACCAAAGCUUCACCAGGAAGUAGCAGCUAUUUGAAACUCUUUGGUAAAUGCCAAGUAGACUUAAAUCUGGCAUUAGGGCAAAUUGUCAAACAUCAGGUUUAUGAGGAAGCUGGUUCUGAUUUUCAUCAAGUUGCCUAUUUUAAAACUAGAAUUGGAUUAAGGAAUGCCCUUCGAGAAGAAAUCAGUGGUUCUUCAGAUAGGGAAGCUGUGCUUAUUACCUUGAAUAGACCAAUAGUUUAUGCACAACCUGUGGCCUUUGAUAGAGCUGUGCUGUUUUGGUUGAAUUAUAAGGCUGCCUAUGACAACUGGAAUGAACAACGAAUGGCUUUACAUAAGGAUAUUCAUAUGGCGACAAAGGAAGUGGUAGACAUGCUUCCUGGUAUCCAGCAAACAUCAGCCCAGGCCUUUGGGACUCUCUUCCUCCAGCUGACUGUGAAUGAUCUAGGAAUUUGCCUCCCUAUAACAAAUACUGCACAGUCUAAUCACACUGGGGACCUUGACACCGGCUCUGCUCUAGUGCUAACCAUUGAAAGUACCCUCAUCACUGCGUGUUCCUCAGAGUCUCUGGUUAGCAAAGGCCAUUUCAAGAACUUCUGUAUCCGUUUUGCUGAUGGCUUUGAGACAUCGUGGGAUGACUGGAAACCAGAGAUCCGUGGAGAUCUAGUCAUGAAUGCUUGUGUAGUUCCAGAUGGCACCUAUGAAGUUUGUUCAAGGACUACAGGACAAGCUGCAGCUGAAAGUAGUAGUGCUGGAACAUGGACUCUCAAUGUACUGUGGAAAAUGUGUGGGAUUGAUGUCCACAUGGACCCUAACAUUGGCAAAAGGCUUAAUGCUCUGGGAAACACCCUUACAACACUGACAGGAGAGGAGGAUAUAGAUGACAUUGCUGAUCUCAAUUCAGUGAACAUAGCUGACCUGUCAGAUGAAGACGAAGUCGAUACUAUGUCUCCCACAAUCCAUACUAGUUCAGAUGGAAGUACAGUAAGUGGAGAUGGCCACAAACUCACCUUUGGGCAACGACUUGUAAAUCACCUACUAGGCCUGGCACCCCAAAAUCAGCGCUAUUCUGUUCCUGCAGAGUAUCUGUGUGAUUCAGAAAUGUGGGGCUCCCCUCAGUCUAGCCAGUCCCAUUUGAAAGCAUGCAGAGCACACUCAUGGGGAAAUGAAACUAUAGAUUAUCGAAGACAAGGAACAUCAUCUAGCCAGCCAGGAGAACCCAGAGGAAGAAAGAUUAUGAAACGUUUAGUAGACAUCAGAGAACUGAAUGAACAGGCGAAAGUCAUAGAUGAUCUUAAAAAAUUGGGUGCAAGUGAAGGAACCAUAAACCAGGAAAUUCAGCGUUACCAACAGCUGGAGUCUGUGGCUGUGAAUGACAUCCGAAGAGAUGUUCGUAAAAAGUUACGGAGAUCCAGUAUGCGAGCUGCUUCCCUCAAGGAUAAGUGGGGUUUAGGUUACAAACCAAGUUACAGCCGAUCAAAGAGCAUUUCAGCUUCUGGAAGACCACCUCUUAAGAGAAUGGAAAGAGCAAGUUCUCGAAUAGGAGAAACUGAUGAGCUUCCAGAAAUCCGUGUGGAUGCGGCAUCUCCUGGACCCAGAGUAACUUUUAACAUCCAGGAUACAUUUCCAGAGGAGACAGAACUGGAUCUUUUGUCAGUAACUAUUGAAGGUCCAUCGCAUUACUCAUCAAACAGUGAAGGAUCAUGCUCGGUGUUCAGCUCUCCCAAAACCACAGGAAGCUUUUCACCAAAUGUCCCUUUCCAAUCCGAAGAUGGCCGACGGGAUGACAGUCUGUCUUCUACCAGUGAAGACUCUGAAAAGGAUGAAAAAGAUGAAGACCGUGAGAGGGAACGAUUCUAUAUUUAUAGGAAGCCCUCACAUACCUCUCGGAAGAAAGCCACAGGCUUUGCUGCUGUUCACCAACUUCUUACUGAACGCUGGCCUACAACACCAGUCAACCGAAGUCUUAGUGGCACAGCUACUGAGAGAAAUAUUGACUUUGAACUUGAUAUACGGGUAGAAAUUGACAGUGGGAAAUGUGUCCUCCACCCGACCACUCUUUUGCAGGAGCAUGAUGAUAUAAGUUUAAGAAGGAGUUAUGAUCGAAGUUCUAGGAGUUUAGAUCAAGAUUCUCCUUCAAAAAAGAAAAAAUUUCAAACUAAUUAUGCUUCUACCACUCAUUUAAUGACGGGCAAGAAAGUGCCAUCCUCUCUACAGACCAAGCCCAGUGACUUAGAAACAACAGUGUUUUAUAUUCCUGGAGUGGACGUAAAGUUGCAUUACAAUUCUAAGACAUUAAAGACCGAAUCACCUAAUGCCUCCAGAGGAUCUUCCUUGCCUAGAACACUCUCCAAAGAGUCCAAGUUGUAUGGUAUGAAAGAUAACGCAGCAUCUCCUUCUCCUCCUUUACCUUGCACUGUCCAGAGCAAGACUAACACCUUACUUCCUCCCCAACCCCCACCUAUUCCCUCAGCUAAAGGAAAAGGCAGUGGAGGAGUAAAAACAGCCAAGCUCUAUGCCUGGGUAGCACUUCAGUCAUUACCAGAAGAAAUGGUUAUUAGCCCUUGUCUAUUGGACUUUCUGGAGAAGGCUCUGGAAACUAUCCCAAUUACACCAAUUGAAAGGAAUUAUACAGCAGUCAGCUCACAAGAUGAAGAUAUGGGGCACUUUGAAAUCCCAGAUCCUAUGGAAGAAUCAACAACAUCCCUAGUGUCAUCUUCAACGUCUGCUUACUCUUCCUUCCCUGUAGAUGUUGUGGUUUAUGUUCGAGUUCAGCCUUCACAGAUCAAAUUUAGUUGUUUGCCAGUAUCAAGAGUAGAAUGCAUGCUGAAGCUGCCAUCCCUGGACUUGGUUUUUUCUUCAAACCGAGGAGAACUGGAUACUUUGGGGACUACGUACCCUGCAGAGAUCUUGUCCCCUGGUGGUAAUGCUCCUCAGAGUGGGACAAAGACUUCUGCCAGCAAAGCUGGAAUACCAGGCUCAUCAGGUUUAGGGAGCCCACUUGGCCGAAGUCGACACAGUAGCAGUCAGUCAGAUCUCACUGGCUCCAGCAGCAGCUCAUCUGGCCUGAGCUUCACUGCAUGCAUGUCUGACUUUUCCCUGUAUGUGUUUCACCCCUAUGGUGCAGGGAAGCAGAAGUCCACGGUUUCUGGUCUUACAUCUGGAUCAGGAGGACUAGGGAAUGUAGAUGAAGAACCUACUUCAGUCACUGGUCGAAAAGACUCAUUAAGUAUAAACCUUGAGUUUGUAAAAGUGAGCUUGUCUCGGAUAAGACGCUCAGGAGGUGCCUCAUUUUUUGAAAGUCAGUCUAUAAGCAAGUCUGCAAGCAAAAUGGACACCACAUUAAUCAAUAUAUCUGCUGUUUGUGAUAUAGGGUCCGCUUCAUUUAAGUAUGAUAUGCGCCGACUCAGUGAAAUUUUGGCGUUUCCAAGAGCCUGGUACAGGAGAAGUAUUGCAAGGCGCCUGUUCCUUGGAGACCAAACUGUAAAUUUGCCAACAUCUGGUCCAGGGACUCCUGAUUCCAUUGAAGGGGUUAGCCAGCACCUUUCUCCUGAGUCAUCAAGGAAAGCAUACUGCAGGACCUGGGAUCAGCCAAGUCAGUCAGCCUCUUUCACUCAUAUGCCUCAGUCACCCAACGUGUUCAAUGAGCACAUGACCAAUAGUACCAUGUCACCAGGGUCAGCAGCACAGAACCUCAAGUCCCCAGCUUCCAUAAGAUCAAGGAGUGUGUCAGACUCUUCAGUUCCUCGAAGAGAUUCAAUUUCUAAAACAUCAACACCUGUUAACAAAUCAAACAAAGCAGCAAGCCAGCAAGGGACUCCAUGGGAGACACUUGUUGUAUUCGCUAUCAACUUGAAACAACUAAACGUUCAAAUGAAUAUGAGUAAUGUCAUGGGAAAUACAACUUGGACAACUAGUGGUUUGAAAAGCCAAGGCCGGCUUUCUGUAGGAAGUAACCGUGAUCGAGAGAUUAGCAUGUCUGUCGGUCUGGGAAGGUCACAGUUAGAUUCCAAAGGAGGAGUAGUUGGUGGGACCAUCGAUGUCAAUGCUUUGGAGAUGGUUGCUCAUAUUUCUGAACAUCCAAAUCAGCAACCCAGCCACAAAAUACAGAUUACCAUGGGUUCUACUGAAUCUCGGGUUGAUUACAUGGGCUCAAGUAUCCUCAUGGGUAUCUUCAGCAAUGCUGAUCUUAAGCUUCAGGAUGAGUGGAAAGUGAACUUAUAUAACACCCUGGAUUCAAGCAUGACUGAUAAAAGUGAGAUUUUUGUGCAUGGAGACUUGAAGUGGGAUAUUUUCCAAGUAAUGAUAUCAAGAUCAACCACACCAGACUUGAUAAAAAUAGGAAUGAAGCUCCAAGAAUUUUUCACACAACAGUUUGACACCAGCAAACGAGCUCUGUCGACCUGGGGACCUGUACCUUAUCUUCCACCCAAGACCAUGACUAACAACCUGGAGAAAAAUUCACAAGAACAAUUGCUCGAUGCUGCGCACCACCGACAUUGGCCUGGGGUGUUGAAGGUGGUAUCUGGAUGCCAUAUAUCCUUAUUUCAGAUUCCAUUACCAGAAGAUGGGAUGCAGUUUGGAGGAUCCAUGAGCUUACAUGGAAAUCACAUGACCCUGGCUUGUUUUCAUGGCCCAAAUUUCCGUUCAAAAUCCUGGGCCCUUUUUCAUUUAGAAGAACCAAAUAUUGCCUUUUGGACUGAAGCUCAGAAAAUCUGGGAAGAUGGCUCUAGUGAUCAUUCUACAUAUAUUGUUCAAACACUGGAUUUUCAUCUGGGUCAUAAUACCAUGGUUACCAAACCAUGUGGUGCUCUGGAAAGUCCCAUGGCAACAAUAACCAAGAUAACAAGGCGUCGCCACGAAAACCCACCUCAUGGAGUAGCAAGUGUAAAAGAAUGGUUCAACUAUGUCACUGCCACAAGAAACGAAGAGCUAAACUUACUUCGCAAUGUUGAUGCUAAUAACAUGGAGAACAGUACUACUAUGAAGAAUUCUAGUUUGUUGAGUGGAUUCAGGGGAGGUUCUAGCUACAACCAUGAAACAGAGACUAUAUUUGCAUUGCCAAGGAUGCAGCUUGAAUUUAAAUCAAUUCAUGUUCAAGAACCACAGGAGCCUUCAUUACAAGAUGCCAACUUGAAACCCAAGGUGGAAUGCAGUGUGGUGACAGAGUUUACUGACCACAUUUGUGUGACUAUGGAUGCUGAGCUCAUCAUGUUUCUCCAUGACCUAGUGUCAGCCUAUCUGAAAGAAAAAGAAAAAGCCAUUUUUCCACCUCGGAUUCUAUCUACUCGACCAGGACAAAAAAGUUCAAUUAUUAUGCAUGAUGAUAAUUCCUCUGACCGAGAUAGAGAAGACAGUAUCACUUACACCACUGUGGACUGGAGAGACUUUAUGUGCAACACAUGGCAUUUGGAGCCUACCCUUAGAUUAAUUUCUUGGACUGGAAGAAAGAUUGAUCCAGUAGGUGUUGAUUAUAUUCUUCAAAAAUUGGGCUUUCACCAUGCCAGGACUACUAUUCCCAAAUGGCUUCAGAGAGGAGUGAUGGACCCGCUGGACAAGGUGUUGUCUGUUCUCAUCAAAAAACUUGGCACUGCACUGCAGGAUGAAAAGGAAAAGAAAGGAAAAGACAAAGAAGAACACUAGAAUAGUAGCUUGAUCUGUGAAAAACCUGAUUGUGUCCGUUAAGUUUUAUUACACUGGAUUUAUUUUUCAGCAUAACUUUAAAUAUUACUUUAAAUAAUUCUAAUUUUGUGGCCAUUAUUGUAACAGUUUGUAAGUUAAUCUGUUUAUUCUAGUUCUACCAUUCUGUAUACAGUAAAGUAGUGCAUGAAAAUAUAAAUUUUAUGGAAAACUACAUAAAAUAUACACAUAAAAUUUAUGAUUGUUUUAUGUGCAAUAUAAUUCUGCAUUUAAAAUAUUUGCAGAGUAACUGUGAAUUUUUUUGUUAUUGGCCAUAACUUUUAGAAAAACUCUUGUUGAUAAUGUGAUUGGGGGGGUCUUUUUUAUGUAGACUUGUAUAAAUAUCUAUUUGUAUAUAAUUUGAGUAAUUGUGAUGAUUGUAUACAACAAAAAUGUUGUUUGUAAUUAUUGUAAUAAAGUCACAAUAAUGGCUUCAGACCAU